AUGAAUUGUCUUUAUAAUAAAAGCAGAAUAAAGAUUCUAAACUCUAAUACUAAUACUACAUCAAGCCUAAACUCUAACAUUAAUACUAUGUCGAAUUUAAGCACUAAUGCUAAUACUACGUCGAAUUUAAGCACUAAUGCUAAUACUACAUUGAAUCUAAGCACCAAUGCUGAUAUUCCAAUCUAA
This is a messenger RNA of Dentiscutata erythropus, 186 nucleotides long. NCBI's taxonomy places the organism in Eukaryota, Fungi, Glomeromycota, Glomeromycetes, Diversisporales, Gigasporaceae. The record is from the annotation of a GenBank genome assembly.